Branchiostoma belcheri (Belcher's lancelet) is the source of this 776-nucleotide messenger RNA. RefSeq names its product 60S ribosomal protein L18-like. Gene Ontology annotation, biological process: translation. Gene Ontology annotation, molecular function: RNA binding; structural constituent of ribosome. Bases 110 to 676 code for a protein of 188 amino acids. The transcript is spliced from 7 exons. Gene Ontology annotation, cellular component: ribosome; cytosolic large ribosomal subunit. The record is from RefSeq and is a predicted model, not a curated record. Lineage: Eukaryota; Metazoa; Chordata; Leptocardii; Amphioxiformes; Branchiostomatidae.
ACCGACAUUCAGCUGGUAAAUUUACAAUAGCUCUCAAAAAAUUAAAAACACCCCUAUAUUUGAAGUGGGUGACUCCAAUCCUCCUCUUUUCCGCCAUCUUUGCGGCAAGAUGGGUAUAGAUAUUGACCAUCGCAAGGACCGUAGGGUCCGUCGAAAGGAGCCGAAGAGUGAGGACAUCUACCUCAGGCUCCUUGUGAAGCUCUACCGCUUCCUUGCCAGGCGCACCAAUGCCAAGUUCAACCAGGUGGUGCUGAAACGCCUGUUCAUGUCCCGCACCAACCGCCCUCCCAUGUCUAUAGCACGACUGAUCCGUCUGAUGAAGAAGCCAGGGCGUGAGGGUAAGACUGCCGUUGUUGUUGGCACCAUCACCGAUGACGUCAGGAUCUUUGAAAUCCCUAAGCUCAAGAUUUGCUGCCUCCAUGUGACAGAGGGUGCCCGGGCCAAGAUCCUGAAGGCUGGUGGGGAGAUCAUCACUUUUGAUCAGCUCGCUCUGAGGGCUCCCAAGGGGAAGAACACCGUUCUGCUUCAAGGGCAACGCAGGGCUCGUGAGACUUGCAGACACUGGGGUCCAGCUCCUGGUGCACCUCACAGCCAUACCAAACCAUUUGUCCGAUCCAAGGGCCGUAAGUUUGAGAGGGCACGUGGUCGCCGCAAGUCCUGUGGCUACAAGAAGUGAGGAGGGUCUUACCAACAGAACACCCUGGUGGGAAAACACUUCCGACAGAUAUAAGAUGCUCCUGAGGAUCUGACAAUAAAAUAUCUCUGUGGAUAUCCUA